AUGGAUAAACAAAAGAAGGUUGAAGAAAAAACAAUUCCCUUUAGUGGAGGACCAAUUAUUAAUCAAAAAGUAUAUGAUAAAAAUUCGAUAAAAGGGUUGAAACACAUAAAUAGUAGCAGUUCAACUAUAUCAACAAGUUCGGGGUCAUCUGUUGAACUUUAUGAAGCAUCCGAAUUACAAAGACUACAUAGUAUUGCAUUAAGGAGUAUUGCUAUUGUAUGUUUAGCUGCCUCUUUAGAUGGGUGCGAUGAACAACUUCUUCCAGCAUCCUUGAGAGCUCUUGAAGUAGAUUUGAAAUUGAGUCCAAAAGAUCUUGGACAUAUUAUUUUGUGCCAGAUAUUAUGCCUCGCAUUGAGUUGUCCAAUAUGGGGUUUACUUGCAGAUAGAUAUUCGAGGAAGUACAUUUUAGCAACCGGUGUAACUGUUUGGGGCUUUGUUACAAUAUUACUUGCAUUUAGUAGUUUUUAUUGGGAGGUUUUAAUCACUAGAGCCAUUAACGGAGCAUUCUUGGGUAGUGUUGGACCAUUAGCACAGAGUGUUUUAGCAGAUACACUCAACUCAAAAAACAGAGGGUUAGGAUUUGGAAUGAUACAACUCUCAAGUUGUCUUGGAAGAGUUUUCGGUGCAGUACUAACUACAUCAAUUUCACAGAAAUUAAUCGUUGGGUUUCAAGGAUGGAGGUUUGCAUUCCUUUUGGUAGGAGUUCUAAGCGCAAUACUUGGUGGGAUAAUAGUAUUUCUUAUGGAUGAAAUCCCUCACCUGCACUUACAUCGUUUUAGGUCGAUUCGAUCAGAUUCCAAUAGCGAAAGCGAACAAGAACUAUUAGAACAACAAGAACAAAGUGAAUUUAGUAUUUCUGUCGUUGCACGCCCAGAUACUGGAGGGGUGGAUUCUGAUAUUCAAUCAGUGAGUGGCUCAAUGUCGCAGGAAGAAGGGCAAAGAGUUACUCUUCUUAAUACAUUUGACACAAAUAGAAUAUUUGUACACGAUGAAAAUGAGGAAAUCUCUGAUAUAGUUGAUGAGAAUGUGUCUACGUUUCAAUUUAUGAGAAAUGUAAUCACACAAAGUUUGUUUGUAAAAAGUGUCAUUUUAAUGAUUUUAGAAGGAAUUAGUGGAACGAUACCUUGGAGUUCACUUACAUUUAUGACCAUGUACUUACAAUAUUGCGACUUAACAAAUUUCCAGGCAGCCUUGGUCGUUGCAACAAUGCUUGCAGGAUCUAUGAUUGGUGGGCCAUUGGGAGGAUUAUUAGGAGAUUACUUAAAUCGUAUUUCUGCCGACCAUGGAAGACCACUUGUUGGUCAAAUUUCGAUGGGAAUAAGAAUUCCAAUAAUGUGUAUUCUUUUCUUGGUAAUUCCAAAAGAUUCUUCAUCAUUCUAUUAUUUUAUGGUUUUAUCUUUUCUUAUGGGAUUCUUUGCAAUUGCAGGUGCUGCCGCAAGCAGACCAAUUCUUUCUGAUGUUGUUAGAGCAUCUCACAGAGCAACUGUAUUCUCCAUAGCUGUUUUGUUUGAAGGUAUUUCAGCGGCUACAUUUGGGGCUCCUGUUGUAGGGAUUUUAUCAGAAAAUGUCUUUGGUUAUAAGACUACUGCCGAAAAUGUAAGUCAAAUGGAUGCAGAAUCGAGGCUUACCAAUGCUAAUGCGCUUUCAAACGCACUUGUCUUCCUUACUGUUUUCCCUUGGUGUAUUUCUUUAUUGUUAUAUUCUCUCUUGCACUUUACAUAUGGGAACGAUAAGAGAUCAUUGAAAAUUCAACUUUCUGAGUUAUCCGGUUAUACAAGGUCGAUUAGAAACAGGUUAGAAUCGAACGGGUCGGAUACUCUUUCGAGUAGAUCUUAG
Messenger RNA from Cryptosporidium ubiquitum, 1836 nucleotides. RefSeq names its product MFS family sugar transporter. Gene Ontology annotation, cellular component: membrane. Gene Ontology annotation, biological process: transmembrane transport. The transcript has a single exon. Gene Ontology annotation, molecular function: transmembrane transporter activity. Bases 1 to 1836 code for a protein of 611 amino acids. Lineage: Eukaryota; Apicomplexa; Conoidasida; Eucoccidiorida; Cryptosporidiidae. The record is from RefSeq and is a predicted model, not a curated record.